CAGGAAACCACAAUUCCCAGAAUGCACUUGACGUUAACUGUGGAAAGGGGGAAGGGAAACUGAGAUUGGAGGGAGAGAAACUGAGAUAUCCAUGACAACCAGUUUGACAUACCAUGUCAUGAGUGCCCCCUAUUGGUUGGGUCUUGUCAAGGAGAAGGCACACUUCACCAAGACUCACCCCACCUUGGUUUGAGCAUUGUUAUAUUGUGGAUGUGAGGUGCCAACACUGAGUGUCAAAGCAAUGAAGCAGCUGGGAAAGAGAGAGGCCACCCUAGAUCAGCAGUGUCCAUACCCAGCUCUACAGCCCCUCUAAUGGGGCAGGAUGCAAAGCAAAAUGUAUUCAAUGAGAUCUACCUGUUGACUACUCUGGACCGAGAGAGCGAGAGGAAGGAAGGGGACGUUUGACAAGUAGCAUUUGUGGAAAGAGACACAGCAGACAUGGGGGUCUUCCCAAUACCUCUUCUGACUGCCUCAUUCUGGGGGGAAAGGCUUUAAAGGGUAGAACAGGGAUUACAUAGUCACACACAGACACACACACUCAUGCCAUGGAAGGGGACAGUGGUGUCACAGCACACACAGAGGGUCUGAAUGGUGUGUUCCAUCAUGAAUGUAAAGAGACAGAGGAGCUAACCAAUGGCCACUCCAACCACAAACCUGUGAUGAAUGGACUGAUGCCAGGUCAUAGUGUGAAAGAGCACGGCAACGGUAGUUCAGUGCUCAAAUCUCUGCCAAUUUCAGCUCUGAAGCAGAAUGGCAUUCUGCAGUCCCUGGCAGCAGGAGGAAAGCAACCCAAGACAGAAAGGGAGAGUGCGGAUGUGGAGCAGGCUAGAGAGGAGUGGGAGGCUCUAGAGAGUAUCCAACCAGUGGUCAGUGAGGAGUCCAGUCCCACCCCUCUCAUCUCCUUUAACGAGGCGCUGCAGCACUUCCAGACUACAGACCUUGGAGAGCUGCUGAAGAAGAUCCAGCCCACCAUUCGCAGGACGGGUCUUGCCACUUUCACACACUUCCUGUUCGGCCCGCCGCGACUUCAGCGGGAACUACUGGAGGAGAGAGACCUGGUCUUUGCCAUCGCACAGUGUUCUCUGGAUAACAGUCAGGCUGUACAUCUGCGUGUUCUACAGACCAUCUAUAAGAGGCUGACAGGCAGUAAGCUGGACUCUCCUCGGUUCGGGACACACUGGGAGAAUGUGGGCUUUCAGGGUACGGACCCAGCCACAGACCUGCGUGGUACAGGUUUCCUGGGGCUGAUGCAUGCCUUGUACCUGGUAAUGGACCCUGAGACGCUGCCUUUAGCCAGAGACAUCUUCAAGCUGUCCCAGCACCCCACACAGAACUUUCCUUUCUGUGUGAUGUCCAUCAAUAUGACCUGUAUCGCCCUGCAUGCACUCAGAGAAGAGGCCCUCUCCAAGGAGUGUAACCGUCGACAGCAGGUAGUGGGGGUGUUGAAUGAGUUCUACGUUGCCACGUUCCUUUACCUCUACCAGCUGUGGAAGAGCCAGCAGAAGACCAUCUCUGACUCCGGCUUCGUCCUGAAAGAAGUGGAGCUGUUUGCCAAAAAGAACCCCAAGCAGAUGCUGCGUCGACUGGACGUCUUCUUGAGAGAGAGGAGGUACCCGGACCCCACGGCCCAGCGACCCUCACCCUGCCCGGGGGGGGGAGGGGCCAGGUCUGAGGGAACCAGGGGCAAGGAGAUGCACUUCACUGGAGUGUGUGAGCUACCACUAAACAUGGAGGGAGAGGCCAGGCUCAUCUGACACACAGAGAGUCUGUGUGUACGGCUCGACUAGUCUGAGCUAGAAAGAGGGUGUGUUUGUGUCAGUUGUGUGUGUAGGGACCCCACCAAGCUUUGACCCACUCCCUGCGGUCCUUUCCCAUUGAUGCUGUAAAACUGCUGUCAGAACAGUUUGUAUGGAGUCACUGACUCCUCUCCCAACAGAAGUACUUGUCGGUGUGGUAUGGGACUGAUGGAUGAAUAGAAGAUGUCAUUAAACAGAGAGAGAGAGAAUGAAAGGUGAGCGUUUCAAGGACUGGUGUGGGUGCAGGCUUUGCUUCAGACAAGAAGUAGCACACCUGAUUCUACUAAUCAUCCAAUCAUAGUUGGUUUAUUGAGGCCAAAUCAGAAGCUUCCAAACCCCAGAGCUUCUAUCUGUCUGCAGCCCUAGUAGAGUUUUGGAAGGGUGUAGGGUCAUUGACUACCUUCUACUGUCAGCAGAACUGUGUGCGUGCACUAGGUAUGGAGAUUAAGGUGUGUGUUGGCUAUAGUUGGAACAGUGAGGCCUGUGUUUCUGUAUGUUGUCAGGUCGAUAUGUGUGUGUCUGGGUUCGGAUGGUUCUUGUCCCAGUGCAGUUUAAAUAGGUGUGUGUGUGUCUGGGCUCGGAUGGUUCCUGUCUGUCCCAGUGCAAGUUAAAUAGGCUGAUGUGCAUGUGUCUGGGCUCGGAUGGUUCCUGUCUGUCCCAGUGCAGGUUAAAUAGGCUGAUGUGCGUGUGUCUGGGCUCGGAUGGUUCCUGUCUGUCCCAGUGCAGGUUAAAUAGACUGAUGUGUGUGUGUCUGGGCUCGGAUGGUUCCUGUCUGUCCCAGUGCAGGUUAAAUAGGCUGAUGUGUGUGUGUCUGGGCUCGAAUGGUUCCUGUCUGUCCCAGUGCAGGUUAAAUAGGCUGAUGUGUGUGUGUCUGGGCUCGGAUGGUUCCUGUCUGUCCCAGUGCAGGUUAAAUAGGCUGAUGUGUGUGUGUCUGGGCUCGGAUGGUUCCUGUCUGUCCCAGUGCAGGUUAAAUAGGCUGAUGUGUGUGUGUCUGGGCUCGGAUGGUUCCUGUCUGUCCCAGUGCAGGUUAAAUAGGCUGAUGUGUGUGUGUCUGGGCUCGGAUGGUUCCUGUCUGUCCCAGUGCAGGUUAAAUAGGCUGAUGUGUGUGUGUCUGGGCUCGGAUGGUUCCUGUCUGUCCCAGUGCAGGUUAAAUAGGCCCAGAGCCCCUAGUUGUUUGGGGGAUAUAUUUUUUAAUAAUUGAAAAACUAUUUUAGUCCUUUCCUAAGGGAUAGAUGCCAUAACAAUAAAUGAUAUAUUAUAUUAUGGAUAUAGCACUUGAUGAUAGUGGCAGAAUGAUAGGGACAUCUUCUGCUAAGAAACUCAGGAAGACUGUUCAAAUGAUUCCCUGUUCCCUGUAUAGAGUUCUACUGUUGACCAUCUUCCCUGUAGUGAAUAGGGCUUUACUUAGUGAAUAGGGUUCUACUGUUGACCAUCUUCCCUGUAGUGAAUAGGGCUUUACUUAGUGAAUAGGGUUCUACUGUUGACCAUCUUCCCUGUAGUGAAUAGGGCUUUACUUAGUGAAUAGGGUUCUACUGUUGACCAUCUUCCCUGUAGUGAAUAGGGCUUUACUUAGUGAAUAGGGUUCUACUGUUGACCAUCUUCCCUGUAGUGAAUAGGGUUUUACUUAGUGAAUAGGGUUUUACUUAGUGAAUAGGGUUUAACGUAGUUUAUAGGGUUUAACGUAGUUUAUAGGGUUUAACGUAGUUUAUAGGGUUUAACGUAGUUUAUAGGGUUUAACGUAGUUUAUAGGGUUUUACGUAGUGAAUAGGGUUUAACGUAGUUUAUAGGGUUUUACGUAGUUUAUAGGGUUUUACGUAGUGAAUAGGGUUCUACUGUUGACCAUCUUCCCUGUAGUGAAUAGGGCUUUACUUAGUGAAUAAGGUUCUACUGUUGACCAUCUUCCCUGUAGUGAAUAGGGCUUUACGUAGUGAAUAGGGUUCUACUGUUGACCAUCUUCCCUGUAGUGAAUAGGGUUUUACUUAGUGAAUAGGGUUUUACUUAGUGAAUAGGGUUUAACGUAGUUUAUAGGGUUUUACGUAGUGAAUAGGGUUUUACGUAGUGAAUAGGGUUUUACGUAGUUUAUAGGGUUUUACGUAGUGAAUAGGGUUUCACGUAGUGAAUAGGGUUUUACUUAGUGAAUGGGGUUUAACGUAGUUUAUAGGGUUUUACGUAGUGAAUAGGGUUUCACGUAGUGAAUAGGGUUUUACGUAGUGAAUAGGGUUUUACGUAGUGAAUAGGGUUUUACGUAGUGAAUAGGAUUUCACGUAGUGAAUAGGGGUUUCACGUAGUGAAUAGGGGUUUCACGUAGUGAAUAGGGGUUUCACGUAGUGAAUAGGGGUUUCACGUAGUAAAUAGGGGUUUCACGUAGUGAAUAGGGGUUUUACGUAGUGAAUAGGGAUUUCACGUAGUGAAUAGGGGUUUCACGUAGUGAAUAGGGUUUCAUUUGAGAUGAGCAUUUAAACUGGUCAGUCAAGCCAACAGGUAUUGGCUGGUUUAGUCUGUCCAGUGAUAGAAGUCGUCUGGGAGGUUUUCUACAUGCAUUCCGUUACAGAGCAUCCAACUGGAGUUGAUUGACCAGUGCCAGAGUAAUGUCAGUCGUGUGUGUUAUCUGACUCGAUCGAUGGUGCACACAAAUUACACACGUGCCUAACUAAAGGUUAGUGUCCAGAGAUGAUCUUUUUCUAAAUGAUGAAUUGAUAGUGAUGAUAACAGUGAAAGGUGUGUCUCUAUGAAGGUGCAAAGUAAGCAAUCCCAACUCUGUCAGAGAUCACAAUAAUACUGGUGUUUGUGUGUGUGUGAUGGUGCAGUAUGACAGGGGAGCGUACCUCUGCAGUCACAAUCAGUAGCAUGUUCAGGUAGCACCGGUACUGUAGCUUCCUUGUUGUUUUACCUUCCUUGUAAAGCUUGUUUCUCUUGGUCAUGUGGUCUGAUUUACAGUCUUUAGCGUCGGUGCUGUUACUACAGUACAUUCACAACAUCCCCUCUACAACAGACAUGUAGUUAGUAGAGCUACUCAGUGGAUCCAUGUUUUGUGAGGUACUUGUAGAUCUUCAGUAGCCGGUUCUUAAAUAUGAUCUUUGUCUUCUGGGAUGAAAGCAGAACAAGCAGGAGGAUCCUCUCUCUAAGAGCAGAUCAUCAGGUUGGAUGUAUCACUGGGUCAGGGGUUAAAGUGUACACAUCUAGAAACAUGAUAUAAACAUCUAUAGGUGUGGACAUGAUCAGCUACAAUAUGUAGCUUAUCUUGUCUUAUUGGGUUAUUUACAAGCACAUCACUAUCCACAUAUACCCCCCAUUUUCAAAAAAGGAAUACGUGCUGGUUUUUUUUUGCCAAGUGUAAGUAUUUUUGUUAGUCAGCUAAAUGUGCACUCUUCUAGAAUGCUGGAGGUGUGUACAGUGUGAGUGUUGCUAGGUGACUAUUAGGCUUUGUCUGUGUUGUAUUUUUAACCGACCUCGAAAGAACAGGGCCUCUAUCUCUGCAGCUAUAAUCUCAUCAUAGCCCUUGUUAAUCUGAAACAUUUACUAAAGUAAUGUAAUUUAACUGAACCUGUAUUUCAGAUUGGGAAGAUACACCAAGUUAUUUUAUUUUAGCAGAAGUGCUUGUUCCAGUUUAGUGUGUGAAUCAUGAAGUACAAAAGGUGAUUGUUACUGUGUGAUUGUUAGUAGGGUAUUCUAUUGAAAUCAGUCAGAUUUGUUUAGAAAUAAAGCAAUUUUUACAUCAGCAGAUGUCACAAAGUGCUAUACAGAAUCCCAGCCUAAAACCCCAAACGGCAAGUAAUGUAGAUGUAGAAGCACAGUGGCUAGGAAAAACUCCCAAAAAAGGCAGGAACCUAGGA
Messenger RNA from Oncorhynchus gorbuscha (pink salmon), 5629 nucleotides. RefSeq names its product ELMO domain-containing protein 3-like. Bases 546 to 1754 code for a protein of 402 amino acids. NCBI's taxonomy places the organism in Eukaryota, Metazoa, Chordata, Actinopteri, Salmoniformes, Salmonidae. The transcript has 13 exons. The record is from RefSeq and is a predicted model, not a curated record.